ACUCCGUGAUCUUGGGGUCGAGGUUGCCGAUCCAGAGGCGGUGCCCGUCCUGCAGGGCGCCCUCGGAGAGGAUGGAGGCGUUCUCCAGCGGCAGCGUCUGGCGACCCGGCUCCAUGGCUCUGCGGAGGGCACCAGUGAAAGCGGGGGGGGGGCACAGCGGGCCGGGGGCCGGGGCUGUACUCACCAUGACACCGCGGGACCGCGCAGGCCGCGGCCGCUCCGUCCUCGCGCAGGCCUCGCCCCGCCCUUGGCGCCGAUGUAUGACGUAAGGCUACGGCGCGGCCCGAUGACGUUGCCUGAAACGCGAGGGGCUGCGCGACGGUGAGUUGGAGAAGAGCUGUGAACGAUGGCUACGGCACUAAGAUGCUUCCGUCAUCUGCCUUCCCUGCUGUAUCGUUCUUCAUUCGCAAUGACACGGGGGCUGCCGCAGGCUCCUGCAGGCUGCCCAGCCCUGCUCCUGGAUGGCUGCAGGCAGUGUGUCCAUCAGGUGCUGCUGACCAGACAGCUAGCUACCAAAAAAGCUAAAGGUAAAGGGCAGACUCAAGCCAGAGUGAAUAUCAGUGCUGCCCUAGUUGAUGAUAUUAUCAAUUUGGAGGAAACCAAUGAAGACAUGCAGGCAGUGGUAGAAGCUCUGAAAGAAGAUUUCAGCAGAAAUCUCAGUGUUAGAACCUCACCAGGGGCCCUUGAUCACAUAAUCGUGAUGACAAAAGACGGGAAGUUUCCACUGAACCAGCUGGGGCAGAUCUCACAGAAGUCACCGCAGCUCAUUAUAGUAAACAUGACCAAUUUUCCAGAGAGCACAGCUGCAGCUACGAAGGCUAUAAGGGAGAGCGGCAUGAACCUGAACCCAGAAGUGGAUGGGACAAUAAUUCGGGUGCCGAUUCCUAAGGUAACGAGAGAGCACAGGGAGAGCCUGGCCAAGCUUGCCAAGCAGUCCACCAACAAGUCCAAAGAGGCCCUGAGAAAGGUGAGAAGCAAAAGCAUCAACCAGGUAAAGAAGUGCAAGAACAAAGUGUCUGAAGAUACAAUCUGGCUAUUAGAAAAGCAGGUAAUUUUUUUUCCCCUCCUUCUGCCAUAUCACGAUGUUUCACAGCUCAGUGGUGUGUUUGUCCCAGCCCUUGCUGACAAAUCUCCAGCGCUGAGAACCCGACUGGGGAAUGGGUGGCCCCGGGCUGAAUUUUUGGAGUCAGCAAUGGCUGUUGUAUUUGCUUUUUCUUUGUGAGAUUUGGGGCCUCAGUCUCAAAGCCAAAUUUAUGACGUGAACCACUGUAAGCUGACACAAGACCAAAAAAAAGUUCCCCAAAAGCUUUUGUACUACAAGGGAUUGUUGCACAAAGCAGCUGAACUUUGGGAGCAAAACGAUGCACGUCCAUAGCUUUACCACCAUUUACACAGUGCCUGGCCACUGCAAAACAGCUGGUGUUAAUGAAGAUUGCUCCAGUUUGUUAUUAAUGAAAAGGCUAGCAAGAUUAUCUCUGUUAGGAGUUUUUGGCUCCAAUUCAGGAAAAUACUUAAGCACAUGCCUAAUUCCCUAAGAGCAGAUGUCACUAAAGUCAAUUACUUGGGCAUAAACUCAGGCACAAGCUUAAGUGUUUUGCUGAAUGGAUGGCUCUGAAGGCAGGCCAUUACUUUUUAGCUGUUUGUUUAUUAACAGCUAAAGUUAGAUACAUUGCAAAUGCUUUGGGACAGUUCUCUGUGUGCUCACAAAAAUAAACAUUGAUAUACAGAGCAUUUGUGCAAGCAGGAAAAAUGGCCAUGCUAUUGUAACUGAAUCCUGUUGGGAAGCAGUUCUCCCAGAGCAGACAGAUGGUUUUCUGCAUUCGUAGAGGUAGCGUCUCAAGCCUAAUUUUUGCUUGCACCCAGAUUUUUCAGCAUGAGGAAAGAUCAUUGUCAUAUACCUCGGACCUUGGGAGCGAGUGCAUCUUCAUUGGUCCCAUAAAACUAGUGCAUGAACCCCCCAUGCGCUCCAGCCUUUAUCUGCACUCACUCAAAUAAGUGCAUGCACAUUUCGGUCCCUUUUACAUGCUUGCCAUGUCCAUCCCACAUUACCAGGAGACCUGAUCCUGGGCAGGGCUUUAACAAUCGCCAUUUAUUUCUUUUUACAAGACAUAAACAGAUCUGUUACUUGAUGCGUGAAUUCUUAGCAUGUACUAAGGCUGCGCUCCUGCUAUUACCUCGUUUGUUCUGAUAGUGGAAAGGUUGCAGGAGGUAAUGAGAUAAACCCUCUCUUCUCUGAUGCCAACACCAGCAGGGCUCUAACUCUGCCUUCCCCUGAAGUCACUCUGUUAAAUAAGGACCUGAUCAAGUCACUUGUGAAGCUCAGGCAGAGUUUGUGUUGUGAGUCUCUUUUCAGAGCCUUUGGCCAAUCCCUGUUCUCUGGCACAGAACCACUGAGGGCUGGUGGGAGCCCCCAGGAAGAGCCAGUUAUUGCCCCAGCGCUAUUUGGGGUUUUAUUAGGACUUUGGGCUUUGUUUCAGGAGGUGAUCCAGUCACUCCCUUUAAACUCUGGCCUCACCUAGCACACGAUUCAGACUUCUGCUAUGUUGCCACAGAUCCAGCAAAUGGCAGACAGCGCUGCAGCGGAGAUGGACAAGCUGCUGGCAUCAAAGACCAAGGAGCUGCUUGGAUAAACACCAUCCCUAUGGACACACUCCCCCCUCGAGCAAGAGCAGACUGCCACAGACUCUGGUGGCCAUCCCUGCCUGGAGCAGCAACCUCGGCCGAUGGGCAGAGGCAACUCUGCCAGACCUCUGUGCUUUGGCUGCUCCAAUUCCCCACCUUGGAUUGUACUGGAGGGAGGGGGGAGACUCUUCUCACUGCUCUUCAUACAGAUGGCAACAGAAUUGGGUGAACUAAGGUUAAAAAUAAAAUAGCAGGAACUGCUAUAACUGGAAGGGCUCCCAGAUGGAAGCUGAGGCACAGGAGGAACAACUGCCCUGCUCGCCUCGUGCACCAGUCCGUUUGCAUCCCAGCACCUCGCAGCCUGGCAGAAGCAAGGACUACGCAUAAGGGAAACCUGUGCUGUCCUGCUGUGAACCUCGGUGUUUAUUUUUGCUUACAAUAAAGUCAAAACGGAAUGUGGAA
Messenger RNA from Grus americana (Whooping crane), 3084 nucleotides. RefSeq names its product mitochondrial ribosome recycling factor (gene MRRF). Gene Ontology annotation, cellular component: mitochondrion. Lineage: Eukaryota; Metazoa; Chordata; Aves; Gruiformes; Gruidae. Gene Ontology annotation, molecular function: ribosomal large subunit binding. The coding region runs from base 347 to 1222 and encodes 291 amino acids. The transcript is spliced from 6 exons. Gene Ontology annotation, biological process: translation. The record is from RefSeq and is a predicted model, not a curated record.